AUGUCGACCUCCAAGUUGCCUUGCAUACCUUCACUUCGAAAGCAGCAGCUCCACCUGGAAUUCGCCAGCUUGAGACGUGCAGCACCGCCAGGAGUUUAUGUGAGCCUCGCGCCCGGAGACCCGACACUCUGGAAUGGAGUGAUUUUUGUUCGCUCAGGCCCCUAUGCUUCGGCCGUUCUCCGAUUCCAAAUCCGCUUCCCAGACACCUAUCCCGAUCUUCCUCCUCUAGUCACCUUCGCAACCGACCUGUUCCACCCAUUGAUUGUGCCUCUCACCACAUAUACCUUUAGCACUGGCUCGGCAAGUGAUAAUCCCGUCAGUGCAACGGAUGAUGAACGAUUGCCGCCUGGCGGAUUCAGUCUGCGCCAUGGAUUCCCUCAUUGGUUUGGUAGAGCAAAGCGGGGCAUGGCAUCAGGGAACACAUCACGGAAUGUAAGCGGUACUAGUGCAAGUGCUGCGUCGGCGGGACAUGCAAGCUCUGCCGAUCCGGUUACAGAUAAUGGUGAAGAAUCGAACGUGUCAAACCCUCCAGUGACAUCAGCGGCUAGCGAGGGCGGCGAUGUAGAAGCGCCACGUUUGGCCCAGGCACCUGCUACAGAUCAGUUUGCGGAACGGAGGGAUGUCGUUCCAGUGUCCGAGAUAUUGGAUUACAUUCGGUCGACGUUCGACGACGAAUUAGUUUUGGAUUCGCUACCGGUUGAGGUCGCCGGGAACCCUGGAGCAUGGCAUGCAUGGCAGGCACAUCGUCGAGGGGGCCCUCGAGGACAACUGAAACGAGGAAGCCCGCAGGCUCGGCUUCCGGGGGAUUGGCAUUGGGAUGGAAUUUGGGCUAGGCGGGUGAAAGAUGAGAUUGAAAACUCUCAUUCUGAGCCGAUGUUGUAUGGAGGUGCUGGUCGUGGGGGUAUAGAUGAAACGAUCCGGUUUUCGCGACUGGAUGAUACAACCAUGAACUCAGUCAGGGAGAAGAUGGUUGCGAUGACGGGGAACGGGAUCCCUUCUCGCCGUUCGUCCCUUUCUACAAGCGCGGAAUACGAUUCAAGCGAGCUUGCAACAUCAACUAGAACCCCCUCUCUCAGUGAUAGUCUUUACAACAUCGAUGUGGUGAAAGUUCGUCAGGAUCAUACUACAUCUUCCCAAGGUAUUCGCAAGACUGGUCUUGAUAAUGAAGACCCGUUUAUUGACCAGACCUCGCGCCGCCGCGUUGGUCCUCGAAAGAACCUCAUGACCCCCAGUGGAUAUCAAUUGGCGCCACAACUCCUCGUUCGCUGGAGCUCCGGGUCUUACGGCUCUAUAGAGCCAUGUCUCUCGUCAAAGUCACCCUCGGAUUCCGGCGCAUUGGAACCGCCAGCAGAUACUAUCUCAAAGCAAAAACCCAGAGUGGAUAGUGGUUUCCGGUCUUUAUCAAACAUGCUGCGCCCAGGGUCAUCCGGGUUAAUCUGUCCCUUGGAGCUUCCUAUCACUUUUGCCAGAAUGAGAUCCUACGCAGGAUGGCCAUGCAUGGGCACCGAUUCGAUGUCUGUAUGGACGUCAGUGAAUGUAUCUGCCGACGUCGAGCCCAUUUCCCUGCCUGAGACCUCGAAUCUUGCACCCCUUGACAUUAUUAUACUUUUUGAUAGCUUGCAGCAGUCUUCAGUUAGCCUUGUGACGCCAAUGGUCCUGGCAUCGUCCGUGCUUACGUCAAAUCUGGCCAUCAACAGUGACAGAGUAGCAUUAGCCUGUGUUGACGGAAGCUCUAGAAACAGCUUUGAACUAUUGCUUCCGCUGGGGUUCCAAUCAUUCGAGACUUUGAGAACUGCUCUGAAUUCCUUCUCUCUCCGCCAGUUGAAAAAGAACAAGAGAAAAUGCCCCGAUGCAGGUAACUCCAUUCGACAGGUAUCCCGACUCUUUUACCAGUCUCCCAGAGCAGCAUUCUGUCAUCUAGUAUUCGUUUCUGCAUGUCCACCAGAAAAACUGUUCAUAUCUGACGUGGACACGGCUAUCGGUAUCCAUACAAUCUCCCCUCAGCUUCGCUUUCCUCUUUACACAGCAAACCAUCCACUUGGCUGGCACAUUUUCUAUGAUGCCGAUGCCGAUGAUCCACGAUCCCGCGAAGUUCAUUUCAUGCGAAAGGUCUCUAAAGUCGUUCGUCAGCUUCGUACGGGUCUCAGCCCUGGGGCCCUGUCGGACUUGAAACUGUUUGUUGAGCAGGGCCACGGAUGCCAGUUUGAGUCGGCAAUGGAAGACUGCCAUCUGUCGCGGCUACGACCAGGGGAGACCUGGGUCUUCAAAACGAAAAUUGGUGUGCCGAUCGGGUUUUAUCAGGAAACUCAAUUGACUGAACAUCCGGUGCUCGAAGAUUUGAUUCGGCAGAUCAACAGUGUUCUAAAGGCAUAUUCUUCUGAGCCGGUUGCGCAGCAUGUUCUAAGCACCCGCCUCGAGCAUCAGCACUCUUUGCUACCGAAACCGCACACUAUUUGUUUGGAUACUCACUGCACCAUCUCGCGCACCCCGGGUGUGCCACCCCGUUCUUCUGGCGAUCGUCGCAAUGUUUCGGCGCUAAUGUCCUAUGAACUGGAUGAUGAAGCUAUCAGUAUCAGCUUGGGAUCUUCAAGCGAACUCAGUUGA
Penicillium griseofulvum is the source of this 2604-nucleotide messenger RNA. Its product is annotated as putative ubiquitin-conjugating enzyme. NCBI's taxonomy places the organism in Eukaryota, Fungi, Ascomycota, Eurotiomycetes, Eurotiales, Aspergillaceae. The record is from RefSeq and is a predicted model, not a curated record. Bases 1 to 2604 code for a protein of 867 amino acids. The transcript is spliced from 7 exons.